UUCAAAGACGGCCCCUGCACGUCAGAAGAAGUGCAAACCAACAGAAGAAGCAGCAGAGCCGAGCGUUGGCACUGUGGACUGUCUUGGAAGAGGACUACUGAGUAGAUAAAGAAAGGUCAACCCCACCCAGCCUCAGCAAAUACUAGCAUGGCUACAGCGAGCACCUCAGGGCAGAGCACCUUCGGGCUUGGAAGGAAAAAGAAGACUCCUGGUCUCAUGGAUCAGAUUAGCAAGUUCUUUGGAGGAGACAAAAAGAAACGGAGCAAGGGGUCGUUCCGGGGUCACCUGGCCUCCUCGCCCCAGCAAUCCUCCACUCGCCGCCGGACCAAUGAAAAUGCUGUGGUGCAUUUCUUCAGGAGCUUUGUUUCCUCUCCUCGUCCUAAAUCCAGGUGGAGAGACGUCUUGGGCUUGAGCGACUCGCUGCUUCUGGAUGACUUUGAAACAGCUCAACUAUUUAUGAACCACAACCGGCCUCGUCGCCGCGUGCCGAGAGCACAAAGUCACCGGUCAGAAGACGCAGAGACCAAAGCACACUGUCCAGAAUCUUCAACCUGUGAUGCUCUCAUCAGAGAUCAGGAGACACCAAGUCCCGUCCACCCCCUAAACGCUGGAGCACCAUCUUCUAAGCUCUCCGCCGAGGACCAAACAACAGAUCCAACGCCUACGGGACAAGACGAAGGAGGAGGAACAGAUCUGCAAGCGGCGGACUCACAACCUCAAGAAAUGUUAACCCACUAACACAAGCCUCCUUUAUGUUUAGACCGCGACUCAUUUCACAUUGACGCAGUAUGAAAUCCACUCUCCAGGGGAUGUAGGCAGUCACCGUGCUAGUUUUCUUUUUAAUCCUACUCCCAAGCACAUCCUGUCUCAGUCAUUAUUUAGGUGUUUAUAAGAGGUUUGCUUUUAGUAGAAUGUCUCACUGUAAAAAUCACCCAUUCGAGUAUCUUGGUCUGAUGGUGCUAGUGUCUGCUGUCUGCUGUCUGAGGUUCGUUCAUGGCAGAUGUUUGUUUUUCUAUUUGUCUCCCGUCAUCUGCAUUUUGUACAUGAGCACCGCUUUAUGUAUCUCGCUGCUUGAUGCUUGAACUUACACGCCAAACAAAGCAUUGUUUUUGUUUCAUAUGUGAAGUAUAGACGGAGAGUGGUCCUGUGUGUGGCUGUUGUGCUCGAGUGAAAUGCAUGUUGCAAAGAAACACAACUGGAAACCUACAGUAUAUGAGUAGUGUGGACUCUAAUAUUGUUUUAAUGUAACAGUUUUGCGUCAUUAUGCUUCUGUGUAAGUAAUAAACAUGUACAGUAUGAUGUCAUUCAAGUCUAUCAAAAAAUAAAACGCCCUUUUCCAUUGCACUGUUGCAGCUAAAUAAUACAACUAAACUGGUCUGCUCUCUUUUCUAUGUUAUAUCUACCUUAUUUAUUGUGAGUUUCUGUUUGCAUCUUAAAUUAAGUUUGAGGUUUUAAUGUUAUUCGUGAAUUUCAGAGAUGACAGACAAAUGUUCGUUUUAUCUGAUGGUCAGAUAGUAAGUGGUUCAAAGGUUUACGGCAGAAGCACCGAGAUGGUAUGAGGAAGGACCGUAUGUUGAUUUCAAAUGUUCUGACGCAUAAUUUGUCGAUUUUCUUUCGCUCGUGAUAAAUGACAUUGCCUCUCUUAUUUGUACAUGCUCUGUUUGUAUGUUCCCUUUAACAGAACAGUCAAAAAGAACUGUAAAGGUGUUUUUGUUUCUGGGGUUGCUGACAUGUGGUGGUGCUACAGGAAUUAGAGCUGAUACUUAGAAAACUGAGUGUUUUGUUUCCUCUUAAUGUAAAACUCUAACUGGAAAUAAACAUGUUAUGUCCUCUCUGUUAUUAAAUGUUUUAAAAUCUGACAA
Messenger RNA from Morone saxatilis (striped sea-bass), 1862 nucleotides. RefSeq names its product myelin basic protein a (gene mbpa). Gene Ontology annotation, molecular function: structural constituent of myelin sheath. The record is from RefSeq and is a predicted model, not a curated record. The transcript is spliced from 8 exons. NCBI's taxonomy places the organism in Eukaryota, Metazoa, Chordata, Actinopteri, Moronidae. Bases 148 to 738 code for a protein of 196 amino acids.